AUGAGUGGUGAUGGCUGUCGCCCUUACAUCUUCUCAGGCAGCUGGGUGCAUUUCCAGGCAGGGUGGGUCUGUCAUCCUCCCCAGAAAGUCUUAGAGAGAGAAGCCUCUGUUCCCAUCUUCCUCAGAGGUAGAAAGACAUGCCAGCUCCUCUGUAGCGUCCGUGUGGGCACCAGGCCAUGGGGGUGUGGUCUCCAUGCAGCCGGGGAUGACCUUUGCAUCUGGGCCUACAGCAGAAGGUCACCCCACCGCUCCUGGCUCCCUCACCCCUUUUCUCUGUGGCUCGAGGCCUGGGAGGUGGAGGCCCUGGCGAGGGGCUCUCUGUGCGUCCCACCCACUGCUGGGAGAGACUCCCAAAGCAGUGGUCUCCGCGCCCUGGUCACCGUGCUCAUCUACUCUUCUCCCGGGCACUCAUGGAGGCUGCCUGAGUCUCCUUUGUCCCACCAGACUGGGCCUCUGGGCCUGCUGUUUUUCUUCACCCAGUGA
This is a messenger RNA of Rangifer tarandus platyrhynchus (Svalbard reindeer), 483 nucleotides long. The record is from the annotation of a GenBank genome assembly. NCBI's taxonomy places the organism in Eukaryota, Metazoa, Chordata, Mammalia, Artiodactyla, Cervidae.